This is a messenger RNA of Zingiber officinale, 941 nucleotides long. Its product is annotated as mannose/glucose-specific lectin-like. Lineage: Eukaryota; Viridiplantae; Streptophyta; Magnoliopsida; Zingiberales; Zingiberaceae. The record is from RefSeq and is a predicted model, not a curated record. The transcript is spliced from 3 exons. Gene Ontology annotation, molecular function: carbohydrate binding. Bases 75 to 788 code for a protein of 237 amino acids.
AUGUCUCUCCUCUAGCCUUGUCAAUCCUCCAUCGCUACCAAAGCCUCGAUCGGCCUGUUGCUAGCUAGCUAGCCAUGGUUUGUCCCACUUUAAACUUCACCGUAAUCUGCAACAAUUGGUUCGGCGGGUUAUGGAAAUCCGGUGGGCAGCCCAAAACCGAUAUCAAGAAGUUGAAGAUAGAAAUGGAACAGCUUAAAGCUGAACGAAACGAUAUCAAAAGUAAGAUCGAAGAAGCCAAGCGCCUGGGAAGACUUGCAAGUGAGGAAACCCAGCAGUGGCAGCGCGACCUGAAGUCAUUGGAAGGCCAAGUAGUUGCUAUCUUUGAGGAUUUCACAGAUUUUCAAAAUACCAUCAAGGUUGGGCCAUGGGGAGUCGCCGGCGACUGCAAAUUUGACAUUGGUCGAUCUGCGACCCAAAUCACAAAGGUCACACUCCACGCAGGAUACAUCGUCGAUAGUAUGGAGAUCUCCAUUGUCGACGGGGGAAAUGUCGAAACAAAGCGAGUAGGCACCAGCGGUGGCGGCGGCUAUCACUCGUUCACACUCGAUCCUGGCGAAUAUAUCAACUCGAUGGUUGGGUUCGUCGGCGAUUAUAACGGCGAAAGUUGCAUCUCUCAGCUCAAUUUUAAGACCAACUUCGGAAAUACGCACGGGCCUUUUGGGGGAGGAGGCGGCAAGGAGUUCACUAUUCCGGUCACGGAUGGUCGAAUUGUUGGAUUCUUUGGCCAGCACGACUACUAUCUAAAGGCGAUCGGAGUCUAUGUGGCUCUUAAUUGGCCAUCUAUAUAAUAUUUCAGAAUUUCAUCAUCUGUUCUCUCUUCUUCAAUUAAUUUGUUGCAGCGUGGGAUUGAAUAUUUAAACAAAUUUGAUAGUUUUCGUUAAUGGAUGAUCAACCAAUGUUCAUGUAUGCUGUUUUGAAUGUAAAUUGUGUGUCUUUCGUGA